UUUGUAUUUGCGCCCGCUAGAGGUGGAUGCAUCACUGCUGUUUAAGGCUGGGAUGGACUGGCAAAAAAGAACUGGGUUCUGCAUAUUCCAUCGGAAUAUACAGAGGUGCUGGCGUUAAGAUUUGAAAUGCAAAUAUAAAAGUGGUUUACUUAUAAGCCAUCUUUGUUCCGUAAAAAGAGGGUCGCUUUUAAAUUUCUUUCACUACAGUGAGCUCAGAAAUACGUACCUGCGUGUCAUGUGUCUGUGACCGAAUUGCAAGGUAGUGAGUGCUACAGCGAAGAUACUCCGAGAAUUGUGUUGGGCAUAUUAACACAGACUGCGAUGCUGGAACUUGACAUUUUGCAUUGUGAUACACGUGGACGUUUUAUUACUGGUCAGAAGUACAUUUGAGAUGAAGAAUACUUUUUGUUUCCACUUUCGGGGUAUUUGAACGAAAAACAAAAAGAUACAACCCCUUUCAGGGAAAACAUAAUUCAUAUAUAACUUUUAAAAGGAAUACAUAUUCAAAAUAUAUCAUUAAAAAGGAAAACCAAAGGAUUACUUUAGUAAAAUGAAAAGUAAAAACGUUGCAAAUAUCCAAUGAUGGAACACUCGCGGAAGUGAAAAUUAAAAAAAGGAAGAGAAAAUAAAAUUGACACAAAUAAUUUCUGGGAAUGGAAAUACUGACACUGAGGUGGCACUGAGAUGAAAACGUGACCGUUGUAUUCUGUUAUUGCAUAUUACAUUAUUUUUUUCGAAAGCUGAACGAAAAUGAAACCCUUAACACUUCUAUAUCGAACCAUACUUGGACUUCUGUGGAACUGUUGGGGUUUGAUGGAUUGUGUUCAUUGUGGUUUGGGGGACAACCAUGUCCAUUCCAGUUUUAUUUACAGGAGGUUGCGCAACCAUGAAAGAAGAGAGAUUCAGAGAGAAAUUCUUUCAAUUUUGGGCUUACCCCAUCGGCCCAGGCCGUUUUCCCCUGGCAAACAGGCUUCAUCUGCACCACUUUUUAUGUUGGACCUGUACAAUGCCAUGGCAAACGAGGAGGAAAACGCGCUUGUGGACAGCACCACGAAGGGGUCUCGCAGAAAAGCACAGGGAGGCUCGCGCAAAGGGUACCAUGCCUUUCCAAACGGAUUCUCUCGUGCAGCACAGUCGAACCGCACAUCCCCCCUAACAACCCAAAGGCCCCCACUGGCAAACUCUCACGACACCACAUUUCUGAAUGAUGCUGAUAUGGUUAUGAGCUUUGUAAACUUAGUUGAAAAGGACAAGGAUUUCUCCUAUCAGAGAAGGUAUUACAAGGAGUUUCGGUUUGAUCUCACUGAAAUCCCAGAUGGAGAAGCAGUAACAGCUGCAGAGUUUAGGAUUUAUAAAGAUCGCAGUCACGCUCGAUACGAGAACAAAACCUUAAAGAUUAGCAUAUAUCAAGUCAUAAAGGAGUACCAAAAUAGAGAUUCAAGCAUUUUCUUGUUAGACUCAAAGAAGAUAAACGCCUCUGAUGGUGGCUGGCUGGUUUUUGACAUAACCGCUACAAGCAACCACUGGGUGCUAAGUCCCCAACAAAACAUGGGCCUUCAACUUUGUAUUGAAACAACAGAAGGCCGCAGCCUCCACAUCAAGUCUGCAGGCAUGGUCGGAAGAAGUGGGCCUCAGUCGAAGCAGCCAUUCAUGGUGGCUUUCUUCAAGGCAAGUGGAGUGCUGGUUCGAUCAGUGAGGGCUGCCAACCAUAAAAGAAAAAAUCUAAACAAGAACAAAGCUGGUCGUCAUCAAGACUCCUCAAGGGUAACCAAUGCUGGCGAUUACAACACCAGUGAAAAAAAGCAAGCCUGUAAAAAGCAUGAACUCUAUGUAAGCUUUCGUGACCUUGGCUGGCAGGACUGGAUUAUCGCACCUGAGGGCUAUGCUGCGUUCUACUGUGAUGGAGAAUGUUCCUUCCCCCUCAAUGCUCAUAUGAAUGCUACGAACCAUGCUAUAGUGCAGACCCUGGUUCAUUUGAUGUUCCCAGACAAUGUACCAAAGCCUUGCUGCGCACCAACCAAACUGAAUGCUAUCUCAGUGCUGUACUUUGAUGACAGUUCAAACGUAAUCUUGAAAAAAUACAGGAAUAUGGUUGUACGGUCAUGUGGGUGUCAUUAAAAGGGGAGGGCUGCUUUUGGAAUGGCUGUUAGCAGCUCUCAAGAUGUCUGCUAUUACUGGAAAAGAAUAUCAAUGUUAUACAUAUUUAAUCUUUGGUUUUAUGUACAGUAUUAUGUAUAUAGUAGUUCCCUGUACGUGUUAUUUAUUUAUUUUUAUUUGGUGAUAAUGUUCUUUCCAUAAUGUUUAAAUGUAAAACAGAUAAAACCUUGACAAUUGGAAAACACUUGGUAAAUGAUUUGGUUGAUUUAAUAUUUUAAUUACAACUUUUGAAGCGAUUAGUUUAAUCCUAUAAUUAAUAUUUCUAAAUCUACAGCUGGCCAUUACAUUGUUUAUAAUUUAGAACACCACAUGCUCUCAUUAAUCCUAAAAGGCAUUAACUCCUUAACGCAGCUAAAGCGGCUGACAUU
Messenger RNA from Polyodon spathula (Mississippi paddlefish), 2525 nucleotides. RefSeq names its product bone morphogenetic protein 5-like. Gene Ontology annotation, biological process: SMAD protein signal transduction. The record is from RefSeq and is a predicted model, not a curated record. The coding region runs from base 751 to 2118 and encodes 455 amino acids. Gene Ontology annotation, molecular function: growth factor activity; cytokine activity. NCBI's taxonomy places the organism in Eukaryota, Metazoa, Chordata, Actinopteri, Acipenseriformes, Polyodontidae. The transcript is spliced from 7 exons. Gene Ontology annotation, cellular component: extracellular region.